AUCAUUCAAUAUCUCAUAUCAACGAACAAAACGCCGCAGUUUCCAAAGACAAGAGAGAGGGAAACUUGUUGCGUACAGAGAUCUAGUCAAUGAUACCGAGGACAAUCACUUGGGUCGGUGUACAACCUUCUCAACAGCUGUCAGGAGCUUCGAUCUGCGUGUCCAUCUGCGUCCUCGGUGAAUUCCUCCACGGGUGCGCCGCCAAGGCAGGAGACUCGCCGCUUGUUUCGCGGUUGUGAGGUACCACCGGAGACACCAUGAGCCAGAGGUUUACCGUGACCGCCUUUUCCAAGAGCGACAGUGGCCGUAACGUGUCAGACAUCCAGGGCGAGGUGAACCAACUGUUCGAGGGAGAUGAACCCACUCCGAGCUCUUCAAACAAAGAGGUGUCUUUCAAUACGGAGGUAGUAGUCGUGCAAGGUGAUGGGAACCCCAAGGAGAGUAGUCCUUUCAUCAACAGCAGUGAUGCUACGGAGAAGAGCCAGAAAUACGAUGGCAAACAUAUGGCUCUGUUUGAGGAGGAGAUGGAGACUAGUCCCAUGGUAUCAACCAUGAUCAGUAGCCUGGCCAACUACUCCAGUCUCCCCCAGGGCAGCAAGGAGCACGAGGAGGAGGCAGACAAUGAGGAGGAAGACAAAAAGAAGAAGAAACCUGUCAAGGCUCCACAGUUGGGGACCCUGAUGGGAGUGUACCUCCCCUGUAUCCAGAACAUCUUCGGGGUGAUCCUGUUCCUGCGGAUGACCUGGAUGGUGGGCAUCGGAGGAGUCAUUGGCUCCUUCAUCAUCGUCUUCAUGUGUUGUUCUACUACGAUGCUGACUGCAAUCUCCAUGAGUGCCAUUGCCACCAAUGGUGUUGUUCCAGCUGGAGGCUCCUACUACAUGAUCUCCCGUUCUCUGGGGCCUGAGUUUGGGGGCGCCGUGGGCAUUUGUUUCUACCUGGGAACAACGUUUGCUGGAGCCAUGUACAUCCUGGGGUCCAUCGAACUCUUACUGGUCUACAUCCUCCCCCAGGCAGCCAUCUUUAAGAUGGAGGGUCUGGAGGGGGCCGAGGCGGAGGCGGCGAUGCUUAACAACAUGCGUGUGUACGGCACCAUUGUGCUCAGUUUCAUGGCCACGGUGGUGUUUGUGGGGGUCAAGUACGUCAACAAGUUAGCCUUGCUCUUCCUGGCCUGCGUCAUCCUGUCCAUUCUGGCUGUGUAUGCCGGAGUCAUCAAGACGGCCAUCGAGCCACCUGACUUCCCAGUGUGUCUGCUGGGUAAUCGCCCGCUGAUCUCCAAAGGGUUCGACGUGUGCGCCAAAACAUUGGAGAGUGGCAACGGCACGGUCACCACCAAGCUGUGGAGCGUCUUCUGCGACUCGCCCUUCCUCAACGCCACCUGCGACGAGUACUUUGUCAACAACAACGUGUCCUUCAUCCAGGGCAUCCCUGGCGUCAUGAGCGGCAUCCUCAAAGAGAACCUAUUUGGGAAUUACCUGGAGAAGGGGGAUCUGGUGGCUAAGAAGGGGAUUGCGACCGUGGAGGGCCCUGAUGACACUCUGACCAACUCCAACCGUUAUGUCCUGGCCGACAUCACCAGCUUCUUCACCCUGCUGGUCGGAAUCUACUUCCCCUCCGUCACAGGGAUCAUGGCCGGAUCAAACCGCUCAGGAGAUCUACGGGACGCUCAGAAGUCGAUCCCCAUUGGCACUAUCAUGGCCAUCACCACUACCUCAAUAGUGUACAUGUCAGCUGUGAUCCUGUUCGGGGCCUGUAUCGAGGGAGUGGUCCUUAGAGACAAGUUUGGGGAGGGCGUCAAUGGCAACCUGGUCAUUGGCACCUUGGCCUGGCCGUCCCCGUGGGUUAUUGUCAUUGGCUCCUUCUUCUCCACCUGUGGGGCGGGGCUUCAGAGCUUGACGGGUGCUCCGCGUCUCAUGCAGGCCAUCUCCAGGGACGGUGUCGUGCCCAUCCUACGGGUGUUUGGCCAUGGGAAAGCCAACGGGGAGCCCACCUGGGCCUUGCUACUGACAGCGGGUAUCUGUGAGAUUGGGAUCCUCAUUGCCUCUCUGGACGCAGUGGCCCCCAUCCUCUCCAUGUUCUUUCUGAUGUGCUAUAUGUUUGUGAACCUGGCCUGCGCCUUGCAAACCCUCCUGAGGACGCCGAACUGGAGGCCGCGUUUCAACUACUAUCACUGGGCCCUGUCCUUCCUGGGUAUGAGCCUGUGUCUCUCACUCAUGUUCAUCUGUUCCUGGUUCUACGCCAUCGUCGCCAUGGUGAUCGCUGGCAGUAUCUACAAGUAUAUUGAGUUCCGCGGGGCGGAGAAAGAGUGGGGUGAUGGGAUACGAGGCAUUUCUCUCAGCGCCGCUCGAUACGCUCUGAUGAGACUGGAGGAGGGGCCUCCACACACAAAGAACUGGAGGCCUCAGCUGCUGGUGUUGGUCAGUACAGACGCGGAGCAGAAUGUGGAGCAGCCUCGUCUGCUCUCCCUGACCAACCAGCUGAAAGCAGGCAAAGGGCUGACCAUCGUGGGCACUGCCUUGGCGGGCACCUAUCUGGAGAACCACCCCCAGGCCCAGCGGGCAGAGCAGUCUCUGCGUAAGCUGAUGGAGACAGAGAAGGUGAAAGGCUUCUGCCAGGUCACCAUCUCGUCCAACAUGCGCGACGCCACCUCCCACCUGCUCCAGGCUAGCGGGCUGGGAGGCCUCAUGCACAACACGGUGCUGGUCAGCUGGCCGCGCAACUGGAAGCAGGCCGAUGACCUACAGACCUGGAGAGAUUUCAUUGAGCUGGUUAGGGAGACCACUGCCGCCCACCUGGCCCUGCUGGUGCCCAAGAACAUCGCUGCCUUCCCUUCCAAUGGUGAGCGCUUCUCCGAGGGCCACAUCGACGUGUGGUGGAUCGUCCACGAUGGAGGCAUGCUGAUGCUGUUGCCCUUCCUUCUGCGCCAGCACAAGGUGUGGAGGAAGUGUAAGAUGCGCAUCUUCACCGUGGCCCAGAUGGACGACAACAGCAUCCAGAUGAAGAAAGACCUGACCACCUUCCUGUAUCACCUGCGUAUCGAUGCCGAGGUUGAAGUGGUGGAAAUGCACGACAGUGACAUCUCGGCCUACACCUAUGAGAAGACCCUGGUGAUGGAACAGCGAUCGCAGAUCCUCAAGCAGAUCAACCUGACCAAGACCGAGCGAGAGAGAGAGAUCCAGAGCAUCACAGACUCAUCCCGCGGAUCCAUCCGACGUAAGAAUCCGGCGGUGGUGACCACCCAGCUGAGUGUGACCGAAGAACAGCCCGGGGUGAGCAGCAAGGUGGAGAAACCAGAGGAAGAGUCUGCCUCUGUCGCUGUGUCCCCUCCCACUCAGGUCCAGCUCAUCCACGACAGCACCAGCCCGACCAGUCCGGCUACCCCUCUGACUCCAGCCUCCGAGGGGGGGGCCCAGACCCCAGGGUCUGCACAGGUCCAGAUGACCUGGACAGAAAAGGCCGACGGCGAGCCGGCCAAGCCGCCUGGCGCCUCCACGCCGCAGGGCAUCAAAGACAUUUUCAACAUGAAGCCAAACCAGUCCAAUGUGAGGCGCAUGCACACGGCACUGAGGCUGAAUGGUGUCAUCGUGAAGAAAUCCUCAGAGGCCAAGCUGGUGCUCCUCAAUAUGCCUGGGCCGCCCAAUAACCGGUCUGGAGACGAGAACUACAUGGAGUUCCUGGAGGUCCUGACUGAGGGUCUCAACAGAGUCCUCUUGGUUCGUGGUGGCGGUCGCGAGGUCAUCACCAUCUACUCUUGAGAGAGCAGACCUUUCUCCCCUACGAACCCCUUCAUCUCCCGAACCCCACAUCUAGAAAAAAUACCCCACUUCCAUUUGUGUUUGUAAGACACUCCCCUCACACCCAAGCAAUAGACCAGCUCGCUCUAAAUUAUAUUCUGUUUGCCUAACACACACACACGGUUUAAAUAAGUUCACCCCAUACACCACCCCACCCCUAUGAGCACAAGAAGUUAAAAGAUUUAUAUUGGGUAAAAAAAAUGCUGAAAAUAUGUAUUUUAGCUUGAAAACACGCUGAAAAUACAUAUAUUUUUGGUCGAAAAGAUGCUGAAAAUACCUAUUUGGGGUUGAAAAAAAUGUUUUUAGCAUCUUGUGCUCACUGGAUACAGAGCUACACCUCACUCUUCCAGCCCUUUUCUGGCCCUAUAUGAUGUCAGAGGUAGCUGCUUUUAGCCUCAUAUCAAAUAUAACAGAUGCUCAGAGACUUGGCCUCCCCCUCUCCGUGGCCCAAAUAACUUAUAAAGGAAAGGUUCAGGCCACUUCCAAAUCAGCCAGAAAGAUUAUCAGUCAAUACUCUGAAAUGAAAGUGUAAAAUAGCGCCCUCUGCUGAAUAAUUUGCAGUUAGACAUCACUGCCCAGCUCCACCCGCUUUUGUGUUAUUCACAUCUGCCUUUUGAUCAAUUCACUAGUUUAAAAACAAUUAUAAAUGAUGUAACCUUUAUUUAGCUAGGUAAGUCAGUUCAGAACAAAUUCUUAUUUACAAUGACGGCCAAACCCUAACCCGGACGACGCUGGGCCAAUUGUGCACCACCCUAUGGGACUCCCCAUCAUGUCUGGUUGUGAUACAGCCUGGAAUCGAACCAGGGUCUGUGACUCCUCGAGCACUGAGAUGCAGUGCCUUAGACCACUGCACCACUCGGGAUCCCUAGUCACUCGGCUAUGGAGUCGAAGGAUACAGAGGGUUAGGUGCGCUGGGGUUGUUCAGUGUGGUGUUUGUGCCUGUGUGUUUAAGUGUCACAUUCAUCCGAUUGUGGUUUGUUUUUACGAGGGGAUGUUUUAGAGUGCCAUCGAGUCACCUACCUGUAAACAUGGAGUAGCCUUCCAAGACAGAAUGGUGGACUGAGGAUGUUGACAUUGUGUAGCUCGUCGUAUAUAUCACCCUGUGAAACCACAGCAAAGAGAGAAUAUCGAAAAGCUGCUGUGGCAAACCCUGUUCAUCACGUGCAGAGAUGACCACCGUCGAGAAAGACUGCUACCCACGGUCAUGGUCGGUGGUUGGAAGAGAAUGUGGUCAAUUUUUAAAUCCGGGUCAGUCAUGAACGAAAGAACCACAGUUGGAGGAAGAUGGGAGAGAAACAAACAAGUCUCCCGUGACGACAUAGAUCGCGCUUCAUGAACUUUGACCUCAUCUUGAGCACUCCACAACAUGUUUGUUUUUGCUCACACAUUGUCAUCAUAUUUAUACUUGUCCCCUUUCCCCUUUCUAAGUGGCUAUGUGUCCUUACUAGCUCCAGCCACUGUUAGUGCCAAAAACAACAGGGCUAGCUUGGUUUUAGUUAUUGACACGUCGUUAAACUGUGAGGAGCGUUCUUAGCGGAAAAGUCGUCUAACAGACGAGCUCGGGCUUUUUCUCAAUUGGCUUUCCUCAAUUGCUGCUGUCCUCUUUCCUCGAUUCAUUGUGUUUCCUCACCUCCUUGGACAGAGAGACAAGAGCUGUGUUCGAAUAAUCAUACUAACCAUUUGUGACGUAAAUUGAGUGUAUAAUGUGCUUAUUGGUCAUAGUAUGGAUAUAGUUAGUAUGCAAAAAGUUUUCGGAUUUCGUACUCCAUUCGACAAAAUACGAAGUAUACAUGCAGUAUUUUAGUGCUUUUAGGGCCCAUAAUGUUUUCAGAUUUUAAGAAAAUGGCGGAAAACGAGAGCGGAUACAAUUAUGACAAAUGUUAAGAAACUGUUGAGCAAUGUAAUGACUUUUCCAGUAAGUUACCUUACACGUUAUGUAGGCUGAGAAUUUGUUAGCUAUGCUGUCCGCUGAACAACAUAACAUUUUUUUUUUUAAAUUGACCAUUAUUUAACUAGGCAAGUCUUAUUUACAAUGACGGCCAAACCCGGACGACGGCCUACCCCGGCCAAACCUAGCCAAACCCGGACGACGGCCUACCCCGGCCAAACCUAGCCAAACGUCCUACCCCGGCCAAACCCAGCCAAAUCCGGACGACGGCCUACCCCGGCCAAACCCAGACAAACCCUAACGCGCUGGGCCAAUUGUGUGCAACCAUAUGGGAGUCGCAAUCACGGCCGGUUGUGAUACAGCCUGGAAUCAAACCAGGGUCUGUAGUGACGCCUCUAGCACUGAGAUGCAGUGCCUUAGACCACUGCGCCACUCGGGAGCCCAUGUAUGUACCCGUAUGUUAGCUGGCUACUAAUACAUCAAACUUGCUAGUAUAUUAACUAUAUUCUAUCUAACUAACUCCCCAACAUUUAUUGACUUGAUUAUUCCCAUCAUUGUUAGUUUAGCUAAGUGGUAUAGUUGUUGUGCGUUCUCAAUGGACAUUCGGGUCUGUUUUCGUAAAUUCGCUCUGGCUAUCUACUCCGAUUUCAGAGCGCUCUCCUCUGAGUGUGCCACAGCACAGAAUAACUGAUGAAUUUACUAAUGCUUGACACCAGUUCAAUAUGGCCGGUGUCAGUAAACAUCGUCAAAAAAGUGUAAUUAAAUUGUUGCCAGCAGCACAGAUACAGUUACCAACGCUCUGGAUAACAUGAAAACAGCCUAACCAGCUCUGCUAGGGUGAGUAAAAUGGUCAGAGUGAGGUGUUCUCUCAUUUGUGUCUGGAAGUACUUAGCCAGCUAGCUUUGGUGCUUGACUGCAGUUGGGACUUCAGAACGCUGGGAUCAACCAGAGCAUCCAGUUAGCGCUCUGAACACUCUGAAUUUACAAACCCCCAGAACACACUCUGGCACUCCAGAUUGAAUUUGAUAACAAACCCAAAGUUGUAAAAUGUCUAGCUUGUAAUGCUAACAAGCGAGAGGUUGCAUAGCAACAGAAUCAACUUCCGGUAAACAGGCAAAGCGCUAGUAGGCUCAACUGAAGGGAUACCGUUUGUUUACAGUAUACUAAAAUUAACUUAUAGUAUGUAGUGUUUUGCUAGUAUAUUAAGUAUGUAGUAUACAGUAUGUUAGUAUGGGUAUUCAAACAAAGCUAAGGAAUUGAGGAAAGACCAUUGAAAAAGAGAAAGGGGGUGAUUAUAAGCAGUGACAUCAUCUUUGUCAGGCACCUGAUCCCAGUGUGGAUCACUGUAAAUAAUGUACAAGCUCUGAUGCGUUGUUACGUAUGCCUGUAGUAUUUUUGUGACUUACUAAAAAGCUUCUAGUGGAGAAAAUGUUCCUUCUCUCAAAGGGUCGGCUCCAAACUGCUUUUGGGUGACUUAGGCUCCUAUCACUAUGGUAACUGUUGCUGUAUCCUUGAUGAGUAUUGCACUGCACUGUCCGCCACUGUUCACUGUUCAAGUGAUUUAAAAAUGUUAUUUUUCCAUCUAGAAAGCAAAAUGUUGUUUAUGUUUAUAGACAAAGUUAAAAAUAUUUAUAUAAUAGAGAUAUAAUUAAAAUUAUUGCCAAAUUUAGACAUGUUCCAUGUGCCAUAUAAAAAAAAAUAUUUUUAAAUGAAAAAUAGAUCUAUGAAAGUAUAAUAUUGAUUAAAUUACAGAGUACAAAUUGUACAUUAGGUUGAUGCGUUAGCGUGCAACUAACUAGUAAUAGAUGUACAGUGAUUUAAUGGAAAGGGUUCCACAGCUAUGAAACUCACCCUGUCCAUAAAACGGAUCUCUUUGCAGUAGAAUCAAAAUAUGUGAUUUUGUAUCCACAGAAUUGGCACAGAUGUGAGCCAAUAUUUAUGUCCUGACAAUGAAUGGAUUAUUAGCAAAUUAGAAUAAAAACCUUAUAAAGUGCAUUUUGAAAGGAAUGUGCAAUACCUGAAAUUUGGUCUCACAUAUUAAUAUAUUUUUUUCCAUAUAUUUUAUGUAGAUUUAUUAAUAUAAUCUCACACUGACCAAGGACAGCUAUCAUCGUGUUUUCAUUUUCUGUUGUGAAAGAAACUGUUUUUGGUCACUUGCACUUGUAUUAGAAGUAUGAAUAUAUAUAUAUAUAUAUAUACAAUAGAGAGAAUAAAACAAUUGAUGAAACUAGUUUAUAUAGAUAUUGAACACAGUAUUUAUGUUUAAAGUGUCGUUUGAAAGUCAGACUCAGAUGUUGUGAAUGCUGCUAGUAUUAUUAGAUUUAUUUGAACUGUAAAUGAACAUGUCUAAAGGAACAUAUAUACAAAAGAUAUCAGAAAGAGAGGUAGGCAUAUAUAGAAAAACAUAUCAGUGCUGGUGGCUUGUCUCCUCCAAGACAGGACCCGGCUUUACCUAUUAACUAUUGGCCCGAGAGUCUUUCUGGACAGGAGUCAUUGUCCGCUUUGGAGGAGAACUCUCCUGAAGAUACUGUACAAUAUUUGUGGCAAUACUUAGACCAUUGGGGUGCAAUGUUUUUGGAGAGUCCGGGGGCAGCCCCCCUCUCUCUUUUCACAAAUGGAAUGGCACUCGAUUAUCCCAGACUGCAGGUUUGAAUGUUUUAUUGAGUUGAAUUGACAACAGUAGUGCAAGAAAGUGUUGUUAGCACCUAAAGUUAAGUAAAGUAAAGUUACUUGUUUUACAUUUUGAUUGCACUGACUGAAAUGUUAACU
Molecule: messenger RNA, 8448 nt
Organism: Oncorhynchus keta (chum salmon)
Lineage: Eukaryota; Metazoa; Chordata; Actinopteri; Salmoniformes; Salmonidae
Product: solute carrier family 12 member 5-like
Exons: 25
Coding region: 258-3752 (1164 amino acids)
Biological process (GO): chloride transmembrane transport; chemical synaptic transmission; potassium ion homeostasis
Cellular component (GO): membrane
Molecular function (GO): potassium:chloride symporter activity
Source: RefSeq, a predicted model, not a curated record